Molecule: messenger RNA, 552 nt
Organism: Apodemus sylvaticus (European woodmouse)
Lineage: Eukaryota; Metazoa; Chordata; Mammalia; Rodentia; Muridae
Product: zinc finger protein basonuclin-2-like
Exons: 4
Coding region: 64-552 (162 amino acids)
Source: RefSeq, a predicted model, not a curated record
CAACAGAAGAGAUUCUUGGGUCCUAUAGACCAAAGAAAGAAUCAGCAGGAAUGCCCAGGGUGAAUGAUGGAUUGCAGAGCCUGGCUGGCACAUUUUUUGCCCUCCCCGCCUCCAAAUUGCCUCAGUUACAAAUCGGAAGGCAGGCUUGGUGACCAGGACUGGCAAGCACAUUUUAAAGUCCCAUGCUGUGGAGUUGAUCCAUCUCAACUUGAGUCAGAAGAGGCAGAAGUGGAUGUGAGAGAAAGAGACACACAGAGAGACAGAGAGCCAAAGAGGGCAAGAGACUUGACUUUAAGAGACUCCUGUACUGACAACUCCAUGCAGUUCGGAACCAGAACGACUGCGGCUGGACCAGGGUUCAUGGGGACAUGGCAAAAUGCUGAUACUAACCUCUUAUUCAGAAUGUCCCAACAGAACAUCCUCAGACACCAUGAUGUCACUCUACCUCCACAAGAGAGAUUCCAAAUCUUAAGUGCGCUAGAGCAGAGCAAUGAAAUCAACAACGAUUCUUUGUUGGCUUCUUACAUGAGCCUGAGGAAAAACGUCUUCUAA